CUUGACGGCCAGGAGUGAGCGGUGCCAGGCGAGCUCGUGACGUGUCGUCCUCGCGUGGAUCGGUGGAGCUUGAAACACUAAAAUGUCGCUGACGCGGAGUCUGCUGGUCGCGGCGCUGGCUGUCGCUGCGGCGGCGGUGCCAUUCCCCGGCCGUGGCCAUAGCUCCUCGUCCAUCACGUUCGUGGAUACCAGGCAGCCGUCCAAAUCGCCGGCCUGGGGCAACCGAGGCGGUAACAUACAAUUCGGCCAGACCAGCGCCACCAGCAACCAACAGUCAACGGGUGACACGCAGACGAACCAGGGCCAGGCCACUGGUGUCUCCGUGCAGCAGCAGACAGGCCUGGGCGGUGCCGUCCAGACCACCAACAACGCGGCGGCGAUUGAGGCGCUGCAGCAGGCCGGCGGCGGCGGCGGCGGUGGUUCGCAGAGCUCCAACAACCAGGUGAACAUCAUGUCGACACAGCUGCAGCAGAACGUGGAGGGCACGCUGGUGAACGUGGAGGCCGGUCACACGGGCGUGGUGAUCGUCAACACGAACGACCAAGACGGAGUCGUCACCGGCCAGCAGGUGGUGAACAAUCGGCCGAUCGCGCCCGCGACAGAGGGGAGCAGCCGGUGCCGGUACACCUGUCGUCGCAACACCGGCCAACUGUACUGCUGUGAUGAUGGCACCAACCGCGGAGGACCACCGGCGAUCCACGGCGGCAAGUGCCCUCCGGUCCGGCUGCUCUGCCCUCAGAAUAACUUUAUCCGCAAGUGCGCCCACGACGGCCAGUGCCUGGAGAGCGACAAGUGCUGCUACGACACCUGCGCUAAUACCCACAUCUGCACGUUGCCCGACAGCGUCUAGUGCGUCACACGGCUGGUCCGGCGCUUGUUGCCAUGGUGACGCGCUUUCUGUGAUCUGAAGCUUAGUAAAGUCGUUGGCGCCUUGUGAAGAUCCGACGAUGGCUAUGGUCAUGGCGCAGUGUGAUAUAGCUCCGUCCGAACAAAUGCUUACUUAAUUGGGGCACUUAAAUGCGAUCAUGUUGUUAAACUACUUGGUAAAACAUAUAAAGACGAAUCGAAGAUCAGAACACUUUGUGAUGUGUUGUGACGGAGGAUCUCCAGGGAGCCGAUGUCUGAGCAUGAUGGGUUCGUGACCGUGGCGCUGUUCAAGGCCCUGGCUCAUUAUCAGUGCCCUAAGAAUGACAUACUAAGAAUGACGUAAAAGCUGAGAUCUGAAAUCACAUAGCUUAACCUGUAAUGUUGCGAGAGAGGGAAUGUCAAUUAUACUGAAGACCUUUC
Messenger RNA from Pollicipes pollicipes, 1287 nucleotides. RefSeq lists its product as uncharacterized. Gene Ontology annotation, cellular component: extracellular region. Lineage: Eukaryota; Metazoa; Arthropoda; Thecostraca; Pollicipedomorpha; Pollicipedidae. The coding region runs from base 83 to 850 and encodes 255 amino acids. The record is from RefSeq and is a predicted model, not a curated record. Gene Ontology annotation, molecular function: peptidase inhibitor activity. The transcript is spliced from 6 exons.